Messenger RNA from Bicyclus anynana (squinting bush brown), 1819 nucleotides. RefSeq names its product chitinase-3-like protein 1 (gene Cht11). Gene Ontology annotation, cellular component: extracellular region. The transcript has a single exon. Lineage: Eukaryota; Metazoa; Arthropoda; Insecta; Lepidoptera; Nymphalidae. Gene Ontology annotation, biological process: carbohydrate metabolic process; chitin catabolic process. The coding region runs from base 414 to 1709 and encodes 431 amino acids. Gene Ontology annotation, molecular function: chitinase activity; chitin binding. The record is from RefSeq and is a predicted model, not a curated record.
AAGCAAAAUAUUUUUGUGCUUAAUUUCUUAUCUGCCGUGUGUGAUAUUAUUAUUUACAUAUUUCAGAGGUCAAUUUUACAAUUACCUAGUCAUUAAAUAUUAGAUUAGAUUUAGAAAUUUGAUUAUACCUACCUUGCUUACCUUACUUGAGUUGACCUUGUUCAAUUUACAAGAUUCUACAGGUAGGCCCCUAUUACAGAUAAAAUUGAUUUAUAAAACCUAAAGCAUAUGUUUUCUGUGAAUAAAGUAACAAAGAAAAACAAUAUAAUAGUGCGUACCGCGUACCGCGUACCUAGUGCUCGAGCCUCGAUUACAACGUAUAAAUUUAAUGUUUAUUAUUCUUGCAACGUAUGUAUCUACGUUAAAGUCUUUGUAUUUCUAAUAAAUGUGUAUAAAUCCAAAUAAAGUACGCAAUGGUUUUUAAAUCGAUCUCUAUAAAAAAGAACAACUAUGAGUAUCCUUUGAACCUACGGGGCACCGCCGAACGGAACACUGAGCGUAUUUUGAGCUACAAAGCAGCAGCGGGCGCACUCGCGCUGCUGCUGCUGCUGCUGGGUGGCGCCGCGCUGCAGGGCGGCACCGCGCUGUCGGGCGGCACCGCGGGCCCGGUGGUGGUGUGCUACUACGGCGCGCCGGAGCCGAGCGCCGCGCGCGCGCUGCGGCCGGCGGACAUCCACCCGCACCUCUGCACGCACAUCAAUGUCGCAUUCGCUCAGAUUAGAGAUAAACAGAUUCACCUCGAGGAUUACCAGCGGCGAGUCAUUGCAGAUGUUGUCAAAUUGAAACAGAGCAAUCCCAAUUUGAAAGUGCUGCUGUCGGUGGGUGGCGCUGGCGCUCACGCCGGGUUCUCAGAGAUGGUGUUCAAUCACACCUGUCGGAAGACUUUCAUAAAGUCCGUCAAAUACACGCUGCGGAAUCUGUCCUUGGAUGGCAUCGAUCUGGACUGGGAAUUUCCCGCCGUCGAGUAUCGGAGAGGUCAGGGCAAACGGGAGAGACAGCACUUCUCCCAGUUGCUGAGAGAGAUCAGGAAGGAGUACGAGAGGGAGAGGCGCGACUACCUGCUGACGGUGGCGACGGCGGCGCCGCAGAUCAUCGUGGACGCCGCCUACGACGUGGACCAGCUAAACCUGUACGUGGACUAUGUCAACCUCAUGACGUACGACUUCCACGCGUUCAGCCCGCUGACGCCACUCACGGGGCUCAACGCGCCGCUGUUCGCGCGCGCGAGCGAGCAGCUGUACUGGGCCACGCUCAACAUUGACUACACGGUGCAGAUGUACCAGAGCAAGGGCCUCGACCCCCGCAAGAUUGUUGUCGGAAUUCCUACGUAUGGCCACACCUUCACUUUGGUCAACAGCGAGAACACUAAAGUGGGCAGUCCUGCACUCAGCUUUGGGAGUCUCGGUGAACUUGGUUUUGUCAACUAUCCAGAUGUGUGUGAGUAUAUAAAUAAAUUUAAAAAUGACUCUACUGUUAAAGUGGAAAAAGAUGCUAAGGUGCCAUACUUCUACAGGCACUCUGAGUGGGUCUCGUAUGACGACCCCGAGAGUGUGGUGGAGAAGGCCAAAUACAUAAGAAGCAACAAUCUGAGAGGCGCCAUGAUAUAUUCCCUGAACGCAGACGACUAUGACGGAGUGUGCCGUGGGCUGACGGGGAUGGGAAAGUUUCCCUUAGCUCAAAGCGUCAAGAAUGCCCUAGAUGGCACAUAAUAUCUGAAAACGCAAAAGAGAGAAGCCAGGAAGUCUUAGAAGUUUGUAAAAAGAAAUCAAACACUUGGCAAAAAGAAAUCAAAAACAAUCAACACUAUAGUUUACCUUCU